Styela clava is the source of this 5120-nucleotide messenger RNA. RefSeq lists its product as uncharacterized. Gene Ontology annotation, biological process: mitotic spindle midzone assembly; positive regulation of cytokinesis; cytoplasmic microtubule organization. Gene Ontology annotation, cellular component: mitotic spindle midzone; midbody; cytoplasmic microtubule. The record is from RefSeq and is a predicted model, not a curated record. Lineage: Eukaryota; Metazoa; Chordata; Ascidiacea; Stolidobranchia; Styelidae. Gene Ontology annotation, molecular function: microtubule binding.
UGGGAUUCGAACCUGCAAACCCACGCAGAGUAAUUAGAGGUGCGGUGGCGAGCGUAUUCCUAACGCUUAGCCCGCUGAGCCACACAGCCGUGCCGAACAACACAAAAAGUAAACGUACAAACAAAAUGCAGAGAUACCUGGGAGGCGAGCAUAACUUGAAAUAAAGUUUAAAAAGCGUACAAGUACAUGCCCACCCACCAAAAAAUAAAAUGAAAAAAGCACACAAAGAGUAAAGGCGAUUCAGAAUAUGGCAAUACUUUUAACGCAAUUUAAAAAAACAGCAAAAUUUAGAUAGAUAAUUAAAUGUAAUAAACUUCUAACAACUUCUUUCGUCUUUGAUUGAUGAUAAUUUAACGAUCCACAUGUUCGUAUCCAAUUAUGGUUUAUUGAGAGACUACCAGAAUUAGCCCCAGAACUUAUAUAUAUAUAUUUAUAAAUAAAUGAAGCUGAUUUUGAAUGCUGCAAAUUCUGGGUCUGUCUGUGUAUAGCACAAAUCUAAAUAAGUGAAAAGAUAUAGACUAGGACACGUAGUUUGCUUUUAGAAACACAAAAAUUCACGAACAAUUAACAAAUGUACAAAACAAAUAAAAAAAUGUGUGGAUGAAAGGCAGCAUGCAGUUUUGAAUAUAGGGAACAUUAAAGUGUAACAUUGCAAAUUAUUACAAAAAUCCCCAAUUGGUUCCAUGGAUGCAUUGUUGUGAUAACUUUGUAAAUUACUAUGGUACCACACAUUAUGGUAUAACACAUUAUCCCAGUAAUAUAUAAAUGUAAUUAUAAAAUAGCAACAACCUAGGACAGAAAACAUUAUACAUCCGUACACACUGACACAGUCUGAAUAAAUUAUGUUGGCCGAUAUGUUACAUAUGAGAAUUCAUAACCCUGUCUUAAAAAUGUGCACUCCAUCGACUGUCCUGUUGUCAGAAGUGUACUAAUGAAUAAUUCAAAUUAUAACGUUUAUACUGUUUUUAGUGUGGUAGUGAGGGCAUUAGUAUUUUGCAAUGAUACUUUAUUUAGCGGUAAUUUUGUUAUCUAUUCACUGUUCUUCCUAACAGUUUGAAAAUCUACUCUAUGGCUACUUCGGAAACAGCAUCACUUUUUUCCUUUGAGGUUGCUGUAAAAACAGUUUUUCUCAAACGUGCUGUUGUUUGUCGAGUUCCUUCAAUUUCUGUUCGAUUGCUGGAUUAUCCGCCGCUUGACUUGAAUUUAAUCACAGAUGAUGAAUUGCAAAAGGUGAAAGACUAUGUUGAGAACAAUCCUGAUUCAACAAUAAAAACACCACAAAUCUUGGAGUUACAAUAUAGUACAGGAACUUAUUCUUUUACAAAUGGGAAAUCAUGUUUAAUAAAAAUGAAGAUAACUGAACUGGGAGAAAGUCUAUGCAGUAUCCCUGUGUAUGUUAUGCUGAUGGAUGUUUUACCGAAAACACCCAGACUUGUUGCUUCUUUUGCCCUUAGCCUUGAAAACGCAAUUAGAAAGAUUGUGCGGAAUGUUUCAGAAACUGGCAUCGAAGUACCUUCUGCCGAUGGAGAGAGAGAUGUAUUUCCGUUGUAUAAUCUCAUGGGAAAUAAAGUUGGUGAAAUGGAAAUGGGUGUGAGAUUGACAAGUCUUGGAGUAAUGAUGUUACAACAUGUGUCGGGAAUUUCUGAGCCUAUAAAACUUGAAAAUUCACCUAUUAUAUCUAAAAAAAGCCUUUCAACUUCUAAGAAAAUUAAUGACAGAGCUUCUUCACCAAUUUUUGAUAUACAUGCACCUGAAAAAAGUCAGGUUACAAAAUCAAUUAAAUUUGACGAUGACGGUAACAAAGAAAAUGUAAAAUCAUACAAAGUUAAUAAUUCUAAAGAGAAAUUGCUUUCAUCUGAAGCAACACAAACAAGUAAACGUAACAUGCCAUUGAAGUAUGUCCAAAUUCCUAUUCAGCCAACUCGGGAGGCACUGGGUUCUACUGAAAAUAUUUUUUGUCCUCCUGCUCUUUAUUAUGAUAGGAAUUCUGAUGAUAUAGAAAGAAGCUAUUAUAAGAAACAGAAGCAAGCAAUAUUGCAUAAAGUACAAUACAGACCUGAAACUUCUCUGACAAUGUCUGACCUUGACAAUAAUGAGAGAAACAAAAUUAUCAUUCCCUCAUCUGUUGUUUAUAAAUCUCCAAGUCGUAAUGGAUUUGUAUCAAGUCACGCUACACAAACAGAGAAAGGUGUAUCGGCAGGGAUAUCAUCAUCUCUCAAUGACUUUCCAAUAUUAAGAGCAUUGGUUGAGGAAGUUGUUAGGUUGGGUCUGAAUGAAUCUAAACCUCCUGAAACACCAGUUCCAAAUGUACAAGAUAUGAAGAAAACCACUUUACCUGUACAAACUAAGAAAUCCGUAAAACCAUUUUUAGCUGGAUCGAAAACAAUAAAGAGACAGCCUGAUCGUAAACAACCACUCAAGUUUGGACUCACAAACUCUAUGCGUCUCAGAAUGGCUAUGAAUAAGACUACCAUAAGGGAAAGAGAUCAAUAUGUUUUCACUCCUGAACGAAAGCCCUUACGCUCAAGUAUGAAAUCUGUGAAACAAUCAAACUUGGGUCAGACAUACACAAUUAAACAGCAAUUUGCAGCUGGAAGCAAACAUGUUAAAAUGAUCACGACUGCGAGUGGUCCUGAUAGCAGCAUGUAUCGCAGAAUGCCAGCACCAAAUGUUCAGCAACAAACUGUCUAUCUUGGACGAAUGGCAGGUUAUGAAGAGGCAACUGAUAUGGAUGUUCCCUCGAUGGGUCAUCUGACGUCAGAAUCUCGAUAUGAACAAUCACUGGACAAAGAUGAAAAAGAGGUGGAUGUCGGAAUAGAAGAUCUCAUGAUUGUAAAAGAUCUAGGUACUCCGAGAGCGCACAGUCGACAAAGCCAGAGAAGUAUUGAGAUUCACCUCCCAACUGCAUCAACAGAAUUUACUCUGGGUAAAGAUGAUGAUGAUGCUGAUUGGGAAUCCACCUCUAGUGAUAAAGAAAAACUUUUCAAGAAAAACAAAAUAGAAGAAGAGGAAGAAGAAGCAGGAUUUCACACUCCUCCUGAAUAUCCUAACGAACAAUUGAAAGAUGAAAGAUACAUGAAAUUGGCAAUGGAAACCGAUGAAAAACAGGCAGCAUCUGACGUUUCUGUAUCAGAAAGAUACAGAUAUUCAGAUGAUUUUGAAGAUGAUAAAACCUGGUCUGCAAAUCGUACUCCCUCUGCACUCACACCUAUCAACUCAACAAUGAUUAUCAAAGAGGAAGAUGAGGAGGAAGAAGAAGAGAGUACGGAAGAGAAGCGAAAACCAAUUGCACCAUUUCCAUCAAAAUCCUUUGAUUCAACAAUCACAACUACUAGAACUUCUGAUUUUACUGACAGUUAUGGAGAGGAAAUCAUAAAGCAAGUAGGAGAGUUGAGGAGUGCAAGUGCACAAAGGCUAACCACAUCAUCUGAUGAUGCAAUCGAUACAUCGUCGGUUUCAAAGGGGUCGAUAGUUACAGCUCUCAUGAAGAAAAAAUCUGAUCCUAGAGAUGUGAAAGUAGGCAACAUUACGGUACCCGGACCUAUUCCUUCUGAUUCUCCAAUUAUCCAGUCAAUCAAUACAGAAUCUGGUAGCACAGAGCAGUUUCCAUUGCCUGAAAAGCACAGCCUCACUUCAAAAUCGACCAAACAUUCAAAGAAAAAGUCACUAAAAAAAGAAGUACAUCUUCCAAAGACAAUCAAAGAACCUCCAUCAUCAAAGCGAGGAAUAAAUCAACCUCCUCCUCCAAAACCUUCAAGGAUGACUCCAUCUCCUCCUUCUACAAGGAGGUUCUCUCCAAUUUCAUCUCCAGAAUCAUCAAGAGAAAGGAUUAGAAGGAUCUACCAUCAUCCAGGAAGAAAAACAAGACCGACUAGUUCGGGUUCUGGAUCUUCAGAUUUUGAGAAGCCAGUAAGCCCAAUAAGACGUUCUGAUUCAGUUAGCUCUUACCAACCAUCUGACAUUAGUGAUAUAAGUAAUGUUAGGAUGUCUGAAGAUCUGGAAAACCUUAGUGAUAUAUUAAGCGAGGAGACGGACUCGCAAAGUGGUGCAAGAUAUAUUCAAAAACCUAAAAUUGAUAUGCCUUCAGAUGGGCCCAAAACUUACUAUGGAAAACCAAAACUGGAUCCUAACACAAAACUUGGCUACACAACAUAGAAGAUAGGUUGGAGAGAUUAAAAGGUACUCCUAAAGUGUGCGCACCAAGAUGUCGCAUAACCUGAACCCUAACCUGGUACACAACCCGAGUUCAGGUUGUGCACCAUCUUGGUGCGCAUACUCCAGGAGGUCCGAUUAAAAUAUUACCGGUAUACAUUGGGGGAAUUUAAAAGUCUCUCUUUAUAAAAACGAUGGUUCAAUUGAAUCUGUGGCGCUUCAAAGGAAAACCUUUUACAAUUUCAUUGAUUUAACCAGUUUGAAUAUUGAAUGGAGUUUCAAAAUAUGCUGUCUGCUGUGACAUUUAUAAAAAUUUAAUCAUAGAAACAUUAUGCCUAUUAUUCGUUUACAAUACAACAAGUCCUAAAUAGAUUUGAUAAACCUAGAUUUAAUUUUUUUAUUCAAAAAAAAACUUAUAUUAUAGUUGCAUUUAUGCGUUUUUUCAGCUUACAUUUAGAAAUUUGUAUUUUCUUAUUGCGACAACCUGAUUUGUUAGUAUUGGCGCAGGAUCAUAUAUGGCUCGGAAAAGCUUGUAAUAAAUAUGAACUUUGUUUCACUGAGAAUAAUACUUGUUGGUACAUACUGCUCAGGUCGUAAUAUGGUGUGAGAAAUUGAGUGAUAAGAUCUAAGGAUACCAACGUGGUCGCCCACGGCCUUGUGCACUAAAACAAAACAUUAAAAGGUCUCAACAAAAAAUUAAUGCGCAUGCGCCAUGUAGUGAAAAACAUAAAACGAACAAAAGCAUAUUAUGACGAAGUUUAACGAGAUGGUUGCACUUGUUUCGUUGUAAAGCAGCAUUUGGAAGCGGACUUGCAUAACUUUAUAAACUCUCUCCCCGGAAAGUGAAGAUUCAGUGUCUCCAGCAGUGAUUGCAAAGCAGCAAAAGGCGGCAAAUGUGUAUUUGCAAAUUAUAGCACUUCAUUUUUUGUAUUAUCAAGCUAUGAGCCAUAUAACAGAUUUCUCUCAUG